CCCAGUCUUCCCCCUCGGCGCCUUCGUUCGAAUCAAAAUUUUCUAAUCCGAUCAUCGUCACCGGCGGCGGCGGCGGCGGCGGCGGCGGAUAGUAAACGGUGACAGGUCAGAGUUGGAGAUUUAAAUAAUAAAGACGCGUCUCUCUCGAAAAAUUUCAAUCAGAUUCAAAUGAGAUCUUAGCUCCUUUUACGUGACCACCGUAAUACAAUGAUCCUUUCUCAAACAAUUCAAUGACGAUAUAACCUCAAGGGUGGGGGCGGUAACAAACGUCACUCGAUUUCGGGUGUUGUUGAUGGUCGACGUCGACGGUUGUCAGGAGAAUCAGUUGCUAUACGUACAACAGCAGUCGAAAGGAAAGAGGGAAACGGUGUUUAAUCAUGGCAAGUAACUGUCAAAUGCAUUUGAGAUUCGUUUCAUCCUCAUACAAAAUAGAGCUGGUAAAACGAGAUUAGCCAAGUGGUACAUGAAUUUUGACGAUGAUGAGAAACAAAAAUUGAUAGAGGAAGUUCACGCGGUGGUGACUGUCCGGGAUGCUAAGCAUACGAACUUUGUCGAAUUUCGUAACUUCAAGAUCGUGUACAGAAGAUACGCUGGUCUAUAUUUCUGCAUUUGCGUCGACGUGAACGACAAUAAUCUCUGCUACUUGGAAGCGAUACAUAAUUUCGUCGAGGUGUUGAACGAAUACUUUCACAACGUGUGCGAGUUGGACCUCGUGUUCAAUUUUUAUAAGGUGUACACCGUUGUGGACGAGAUGUUUUUAGCAGGUGAAAUAAGGGAGACCAGUCAGACGAAAGUAUUAAAGCAACUCUUGAUGUUGAACUCGUUAGAAUGAAUCCGUUAUUUAAUUCAAGUGUAUGGUACGAAGAGAUGUUGUAUUCCAACGAAAUUCCUCUCUGCCGAUGAUGAUCAUGUAUCGUAUUGUUGCAAUGUUUUGCAAAAAUGGUGUCUCUCCUGUAAUAUAUAUAUAUAUAUAUACAUAUAUAUCUUUACGUCUCCCAAUUAUUUUUUAAUAUAUUUACGAUUCGUUUGCCUGUGUAUGCACAGUUUUAUUAUGUCGAGUAAAGUCGAUUGAUUAUUGUCAUUAUUCUAAAGGUGGGAAGCAAGUCGAAUAAACGUAUAAGCGUUUUUAAA
This is a messenger RNA of Ceratina calcarata, 1131 nucleotides long. RefSeq names its product adaptor protein complex 2, sigma subunit (gene AP-2sigma). Lineage: Eukaryota; Metazoa; Arthropoda; Insecta; Hymenoptera; Apidae. The transcript has 4 exons. The coding region runs from base 464 to 832 and encodes 122 amino acids. Gene Ontology annotation, molecular function: clathrin-cargo adaptor activity. Gene Ontology annotation, biological process: intracellular protein transport; clathrin-dependent endocytosis. Gene Ontology annotation, cellular component: membrane coat; AP-2 adaptor complex. The record is from RefSeq and is a predicted model, not a curated record.